Molecule: messenger RNA, 2349 nt
Organism: Mauremys mutica (yellowpond turtle)
Lineage: Eukaryota; Metazoa; Chordata; Testudines; Geoemydidae
Product: astacin-like metalloendopeptidase
Exons: 14
Coding region: 1-1632 (543 amino acids)
Biological process (GO): proteolysis
Molecular function (GO): metalloendopeptidase activity; zinc ion binding
Source: RefSeq, a predicted model, not a curated record
AUGGGGCGCAGCAGCGCACGGAGCGGGACGCGACGGCUGCGGAGUCCCCGGCUCCUCCUGCCCGAUGCGCUGUCAUCAAACGCUGGAGCCUUGGGCAGGAGCUUCUUCCGCGCUCUGCCCCCUGGGCAUCCCCCCUCCCGGGGCACGGGCCCGCCACUGCUGGAAGUGAAUAACCCCCUCCCCGAAGUUCUUCCCCCUCAGACCGUGAACACUGAACAAAGCUAUGAAGGAGUUGCCUUCCCAGAGAGUGAGGAAGAAUCCAUUUUUAGUUUAAUUUUAAAAUCCAAUAAAGGCAGCAAGACCCGUUUAUAUGAAGGUGACAUUACCCCAAAAAGACAUCGCAGUGCCAUAGUCUGUCCAUUUAACUGGUGCUUUUGGCCCAAAUCAUCUAAUGGACUCGUUGUCAUCCCCUAUGUCAUCUCUUCUUCCUACACUCAUGAGGAGAAAGCUCUGAUUGUUGGUGCCAUCCAAGAAUACGAGACCUUGACUUGUAUUCACUUUGUAGACCGCACAACGGAAACUGACUAUAUAUAUAUUUCUCCUAAGGAUGGCUGCUGGUCUUACUUUGGAAAGGUUGGGGGCUCCCAGGUGGUGUCGGUGCGCAAAGGAGGUUGCAUGAGAAAAGGAAUCAUUCAGCAUGAACUAAACCAUGCACUGGGGAUGCUGCAUGAACAGAACAGGAACGACAGGGACAAAUAUGUAGUGAUUUCAUGGCAGUACAUUAGUCCAGGUGAUUUUUAUCACUUUAAGCCAACCAGAGCUAAUAACCUGGGCCUCAAGUAUGACUAUUCCUCCGUGAUGCACUAUCACAGAUUUGCUUUCUCCAAUACAUCUGGAAAGGCAACCAUUACACCAUUCCCUGAUAGCACAGUGCCCAUCGGACAGAGGUUUGGACUGAGUAACCUAGAUGUCGGCAAAAUCAAUAAGUUAUAUGAAUGUGGGAUCCAUAGCACUUUGCUCUCUAAUUUGACUGGAAGUUUUUCCUCUACUAUCUACCGAUCAUCAUACCCAAAGAAUACCUACUCUGUAUGGCUGAUUCGUAUCCCAGCAAACAAAAUUUUCCUGCAGUUUAAUUCCUUAUAUAUCCAGUCCUCCUCAGACUGUGCUUCCAACCAUAUUCUGGUUUACGACGGAGGCAGCAGGAGAGACACUGUCUUUCUGAACAAAUUGUGUCGACCAAAGCAGCUCCCCUCAAUAGUGUCUUCCGGGAACAUGAUGCUUGUGGAGUUGGUCAGUGAUGGCACCACUUUCCCCAAAUUUAAGGCUUCUUACAGUUCUGUGCAAUGUGGCAAGACUUUUACUGCCAUGAAUGGGAAAUUUGAGUCUCCACUGUAUCCUUCUCACUAUCCUCCGCUAACAGACUGUGCCUGGAUAAUGAUAGCGCCAGAAGGAUCCAAGAUAUCAUUGACUAUAUUGUCCUUCCUUCUGGAGGAUUCCUUUCAAUGCCAGCAUGACUACCUGGUUAUUUAUGAUGGAGGUACAAUCACAGCCCGUUCUGAGGGUAAAUACUGUGCGAAUGACAUAGUUCCAGGCUUCAUCUCCUCUGGGAACUCAGUGCUUGUCCAGUUCCACAGUGACUACUUCCUGCAGUAUCUUGGAUUCCAGGCUGAAUACUCAUUCAUUUCAUCCUGAGAGAUGCCUGAAAGGACUACUCUGACCCAUGCAUCAUGAUGAUGCAGGUAGAUGUCUGACAAGUGAUUUCAUCUGAAAGGGGAAUCUGCCAUUUAUAUAUUUGCCUGUUGUAGUCUUUGUACUUGGAGAAUAUGCGUGAACGCCCUUUUCUAGGCUAUGUAAUGAUAUACGUUUGUAAUAGAGUAUUGGGAUCUAUAGUGUGUCAGGUUUUCUUUCAACUUUUCUCUCUAGCCAGCUCUAGCUAACACCACCCGUCUAACAUCCAACUGGUGUAGACCACAGUGGCUCACUUUCUGAGCAGGACAUCUCUCUGUGGUUACAUGAAAGCAGUGUUCCAGUUUCUCCCCUGACUGCCCAUCAAUCUCUGGGUAGAGUUUAAGGUGUCAAUUGUUAGAGAUCUUAUUCCUUCAUCCUCUCACUUCCCUGGUCAUGAGCAGAGCAACAAUACCCAAAGUCCAAAAGUGCAAACAAUUCAAUGUUUAUUGGGGUGAACUUCCAACAAGCUUAAAUCCAAGUUCCUUUUUCCUUAUUUUUGAAUCCCAACUUACUUCCUGUUUGCCCCUAAUUUAUAUAGUAAUAUUCUCAGCUAUACCUUAACCAUUCUACUGAAAUUUACCCAGCCAAUCCCAACAUAUUGUAACAUUAUUAGCUAACCAAUUAUAUCCCACCACUUUAAUUAGUUUACUCACAGCAAAAUUAAUUAUACAGCAGACAGAA